AAGCUCUAUUCAAAGCCUAAAACAGAAAAAGAAAAUUAGAAACAACACUUAGCACGUUUUUCUGCACAGUGAUGAAUGAAAGUGCAGAGAUAGCAUAAUUCCCACUUCCAUUGAAAUUUGGCGUUAUUCAAGAGCGAGGGAGAAAAGCAUGAAGGGAUCCACCAAACGUUAUUCUUUUCCAUUGAUUGAACCGUGUAUGUAACUGGCUUUUUAACAUGGCAUCAUGGUAAUGCGCCUCUCACGCUUUUCUGCCUAUUUUUUCUUGCUUUUCUUCCCUCACCAAUCCGCCCUCCAAUGCCGUUUCCACCCUUUCCGAGAAAACGGGGCAACAAGCUUUUGAUUUGUUCGUAAGUCGGGUCUUUCUGGUAUUUGAACGGUGUGAGCAUUGUUGGUUUUGUUGGAAGCUGAUUUUGUUUCGUUGUUUGAUGUGAUCUCGUGCUUGGUUGGGGUUUUGAUCUGUUAUUUGAUAUGGCUUCUCGUUGGUUCUCCCAAUAAAGAACUAAGGAUGCCCCAUGUGGUAGAAAUUUGAAUGUUAUGGCACGUUUGUGUUGAUUUGGUUUUGCGUUGAAAAGUGAGGCUUUUGAUGCGUAUGAGGUGUUUGUGAGAUUUGAUUAUGUGUGAAGGAACAAGAGUACUGUGAUCCUUGGUUUGAUUGGUAGAUAGCUGAGGAAAAACCAUGCAGUCUAGAAUGGAAGAAGGGAAGGACCCUGCUGCAUUGAGAACUACUCCCUCUAGGCCCUUCCCUUUGAGGCUUCUGAAGUUCUUCUUGGUAUUUUUGGUUAUUGGUCUGAGUGCUUCGUUUCUUAGCAUGUACAUGAUUAGGCAUUUUGGUAUUCAUAAUGUGGCUUUGAUACAGUCUACCAUUAGACCUUGCUUUGAGCAGCCAGUGACCAUAGAAAGUUGGAUUAGGCCUCCAUCCGGUUUGCUGCAUUCCAUGAACGACACUGAGCUCUUCUGGCGAGCUACUUCUGUUCCGAGGAUCAAGAGUUAUCCCUUUAAAAGAACUCCCAAGAUUGCCUUCAUGUUCUUGACCAAGGGACCGUUGCCAAUGGCACCACUCUGGGAGAAGUUCUUUAAAGGGAAUGAGAGGCUUUAUUCAAUCUAUGUUCAUUCGCUGCCUUCCUAUAGUGCGGAUUUUCCACCAUCAUCAGUUUUUCAUAAAAGACAGAUCCCAAGCCAGGUUGCUGAAUGGGGAAUGAUGAGUAUGUGUGAUGCUGAAAGAAGACUUCUGGCCAAUGCAUUGCUUGAUAUCUCAAAUGAAUGGUUUAUCCUCUUAUCCGAAUCCUGCAUUCCUCUCCAGAACUUCAGCAUUGUGUACCGUUACAUAUCACGCUCAAGGUAUAGCUUUAUGGGUGCAGUUGAUGAACCUGGCCCUUAUGGGAGAGGACGCUAUGAGGAAAACAUGGCACCUGAGAUCAACAUGAGUGACUGGCGUAAGGGGUCUCAGUGGUUUGAAGUUAACCGGGAACUUGCCGUUAGGAUAGUUGAAGACAGUACUUACUAUCCCAAGCUCAAAGAAUUCUGUGUUCCACACAAAUGCUACGUUGAUGAGCACUAUUUCCAGACAAUGCUAACGAUUAAUACCCCUCAUCUUUUGGCAAAUAGAAGCCUCACUUUUGUGGACUGGUCAAGGGGUGGUGCUCAUCCAGCUACUUUUGGGAAGGAUGACAUCAAAGAGGAAUUCUUCAAGAAAAUUUUGCAAGACCAGAUAUGUCUUUAUAAUAACCAGCCAUCUUCGCUUUGCUUCUUAUUUGCAAGAAAAUUUGCACCUAAUGCUUUAGGCCCUCUUUUAGACAUAGCAACCAAAACACUAGGAAUUUGAGAAGCGCCUGACUGAUAAGCUGUAUCUUCGAAGGAGCCUGACUGGAGCAUGUUAGUUAGUCAUCUGCUACUCCAUUACAGUCACAUGAUUCAUCAUCCCUGCAUCGCCGAAAUUUUGAGCUGCCCCUCCAGCAUUUAGUUGUGUAGGACAUUGAAUCUAAACAACAUUUUUUUACUGGUAUUAGCCAAAAUAUUGACUAAUACUUUAUUGGAUCUCUCAUUAGAUAAAUAAAUAUUGUAGUUAUUUUUUGGAAUAUGUCUUGCGAUUAAUGUGUAAA
Messenger RNA from Vigna angularis (adzuki bean), 2099 nucleotides. RefSeq names its product glycosyltransferase BC10. Bases 677 to 1822 code for a protein of 381 amino acids. Gene Ontology annotation, cellular component: membrane. Gene Ontology annotation, molecular function: glycosyltransferase activity. The record is from RefSeq and is a predicted model, not a curated record. The transcript is spliced from 2 exons. NCBI's taxonomy places the organism in Eukaryota, Viridiplantae, Streptophyta, Magnoliopsida, Fabales, Fabaceae.